CAUCGGUGGUUGGCAAAGCACUCCAGCAAUGCUUGGAUUUUCUGGAAAGUCUUGAGAGUGCCUCAAGCUGGUGGAUUCUUUGGUUGCUCCUCCUUGUUUAUUUGUGGGAGAGUUUACAUUGCGUCCAAAGGAUACCGGAGGACCUGACUCUCGAUGCCUUACUGGAAAUGAAUGAAUCUAAAGUAAAAGACACCAUGAGGAGUUGUGGGGCCAGUCCAGAGGAGUGCUCCCGCCUCAGCGGAGCCCUGGCUUGCUUGAGGAAAGUGACCCGGACAGGUGGUGAAUACAAGGACGAUCUGCUGUGGAAUUCUUCAGAUGUGCGGCGAGAGAACCACUUGAUGCCCCCUUCGGAACUCUCCCCCUGUCCCGCAGCCGUCAUGUGGAUGCAUGGAACCCAGUCAUCUUCAAAGGGAAAUGGCCAGCAGUCCCACUGCGUCUCUGUGUCUACAGUUCCAUCUUUGGACAACGCCCCCUUGAGCCAAGGACCUCCAGCCAGUGCGGAUAACCUCUUGGAAUCUUUUGCCUUCCCUACGCACUGCGGGCCACGGAACCUUAGGACUCCGUACAGCCUCACCAUCACACCCCCCACCACGCCCCAGCUCAAGAGGAGGAAACCCCCACGGACUCCACCCCCACCCUGCCGAAAGGUUUUCCAGCUGCUGCCCAACUUCCCGACGCUCACGAGGAGCAAAUCCCAUGAAUCGCAGCUUGGCAACAGAAUAGAUGAAGUACCUCCUAGCAAAUUUGAUCUUCCCCAUGGUUCUCCUCAGACAAUACGAAGAGAUAUUGGUCUGUCUGUUACACACAGAUUCUCUACAAAAUCGUGGCUGUCUCAGGUGUGCCAGGUGUGUCAAAAAAGCAUGAUGUUUGGAGUGAAGUGUAAACACUGCAGAUUAAAGUGUCAUAACAAAUGUACAAAAGAAGCCCCUCCUUGUAGAAUAUCUUUUCUGCCAUUAGUACCGAGAUUAAGGCGAACAGAAUCUGUCCCUUCUGAUAUCAAUAAUCCAGUGGACAGACCUUCGGAACCACAGUUCGGGACUCUUCCGAAAGCACUCACUAAAAAGGACCACCCACCAGCAAUGAACCACCUCGACUCCAGCAGCAACCCAUCUUCAACCACCUCUUCCACACCGUCUUCUCCAGCCCCCUUCCAGUCUUCCAACCCACCCAGUGCGACGCCACCCCCAAACCCAUCUCCCAUGGGGCAGCGGGACAGCCGGUUUAACUUCCCAGCAUCCUACUACAUUCAGCACAGACAACAAUUUAUCUUUCCAGAAAUCCCCAAUCCCUCGCAAGUAGCACAACCGCCCGAAUCUACGGAAAACGCUAAGGUCAAUGAACAUCCAGAGAUGGACAGAGUUAAAGAACGUGACACAGAGCAAGCAGAAGACCAAGAGCCAAACAAAUUAGAGGCCGAAGAUGAUGAAGAUGAAAUUGAUGACCUGCGGAGUGGGCCAACUCGGUGGCGAGGGAUGAUCUCCCGCAAGGCCAGCCAGACGAGCGUCUAUUUGCAGGAGUGGGAUAUCCCAUUUGAGCAGAUUGAACUGGGCGACCCCAUUGGCCAGGGGCGCUGGGGCAAAGUGUACCGGGGGAGGUGGCACGGGGAGGUGGCCAUCCGGUUGCUGGAAAUCGAUGGGAACAAUCAGGACCACCUGAAACUCUUCAAGAAGGAGGUCAUGAAUUACAGGCAGACCAGACACGAGAACGUGGUGCUUUUCAUGGGGGCCUGCAUGAACCCCCCUCACCUGGCAAUUAUUACAAGCUUCUGCAAAGGAAGGACGCUGCACUCCUUUGUAAGGGACCCCAAAGUAUCUUUGGAUAUUAACAAGACAAGGCAGAUCGCCCAGGAGAUCAUCAAGGGCAUGGGGUACCUUCACGCAAAAGGGAUUGUACAUAAAGACCUGAAGUCCAAGAAUAUUUUCUACGACAAUAACAAAGUUGUGAUCACAGAUUUUGGACUGUUUGGGAUUUCUGGUGUCGUUCAGGAGGGAAGGUGA
This is a messenger RNA of Sphaerodactylus townsendi, 1997 nucleotides long. RefSeq names its product kinase suppressor of ras 1 (gene KSR1). The record is from RefSeq and is a predicted model, not a curated record. The transcript is spliced from 15 exons. Gene Ontology annotation, biological process: protein phosphorylation. Lineage: Eukaryota; Metazoa; Chordata; Lepidosauria; Squamata; Sphaerodactylidae. Bases 168 to 1997 code for a protein of 609 amino acids. Gene Ontology annotation, molecular function: protein kinase activity; ATP binding.